Molecule: messenger RNA, 999 nt
Organism: [Candida] anglica
Lineage: Eukaryota; Fungi; Ascomycota; Pichiomycetes; Serinales; Debaryomycetaceae
Source: the annotation of a GenBank genome assembly
AAUAUGGAUAAAACACUCCAACCUCUUGUUAAAGCUCUUCAGGCGGGGAAAAAGGUAACAUUUUUCCUUGGUGCUGGAAUCAGUACUAGUGCCGGGAUCCCUGACUUUAGAUCUCCUGGAACUGGACUCUAUUCAAACCUUGCUAAGUUCGAUCUACCAUUCCCUGAAGCCGUAUUUGAUAUAGAUUACUUUAGAGAGCAUCCUAGGGCAUUCUAUACCUUGGCCGAGGAACUUUAUCCUGGACAAUUCGAGCCAACUGCGUUCCAUUACUUGGUGAGACUCUUACAAGAUAAAGAUUUACUUCAUCGAGUUUAUACUCAAAACAUAGACACAUUAGAGCGGAUUGCUGGAGUUGAAGACAAAUAUUUGGUGGAAGCACAUGGCUCCUUUGUUAAUAACCAUUGUAUAGAUUGUCAUGAGGAAAUGAGUACUGAAGAUCUUAAAAGUCAUAUGAACGAGAAGAGAAUCCCCAAAUGUACAGAGUGUGAAGGAUAUGUGAAACCAGAUAUUGUAUUCUUUGGUGAAGGAUUACCUCUGAAAUUUUUUGAAACAUGGGAGGAAGAUGAAGAGAAGGUGGAAAUUGCUAUUGUUGCAGGAACUUCACUUCUGGUGUAUCCAUUUGCACUGUUACCUGCUGAAGUAGGGGAUGAUGCUUUGAGGGUUUUGGUUAACAGUGAAGCAGUUGGAGACUUCACUGCGGGUAAGAGGAAAUCUGAUAUCUUGGCCCUAGAAGAUUGUGAUGUAGUUGCAAAGAAAUUGAUCGAGAUUUUAAGUUGGGAAGAAGAGUUUGAAAAAUUGACCAAUGUGAAAAAGACAAAGGUAGAAACUAAGAAAGAUCUUAAGGAGGUAUCUGAAGACAUUUCAAGAGAUAUAUCAGAGGCACUGGUUAAGGAAGAUAAACUGGGUAAAGAAGAAACAAAGGAUGCUACUAAGGAAAAUGACGUUAAUGAUACAGCAGAGAGUUCACUUGAAGAGGCAGUGAAGAAGUUACAUAUCUAG